GCGAGUUGCAGCGAAACGCGGAGAGAGAGAGAGAGAGAGAAGCGCGGAGGGAGAGGAGGAAGGAGGAUGAUGGGAGCGAAUAUUAUUCCCUUUUGAGUGACCCAUAUCUGCCAGGAGGAAACCCAGAUAUUAUCUAGGCCUAUAGUUCUUGUUCUCGAGGAUUUUUCUACACCAAACAUGUCGGCGUCGGCGAUAUUUAUCCUCGACCUGAAGGAAAGGUGCUAAUCUGCCGUAACUACAUGGGGAACAUGGACAUGAAUGAGAUCGACCACUUUAUGCCGAUCCUGAUGAAGAGAGAAGAGGAGGCAGAGAUGACGCCUCUGGUCACGCAUGGAUCCGCACACUUUCUGUGGAUCAAACACAGCAACCUCUACUUGGUGGCCAUGACCAAGAAGAAUGCCAACGCUGCUCUGGUGUACUCCUUUCUUUAUAAAAUAGUACAGGUAUUCAAGGAGUACUUCAAGGAGCUGGAGGAGGAGAGUAUCCGGGACAACUUUGUGACUGUCUACGAGCUGAUGGACGAAGUGAUGGACUUUGGCUUCCCUCAGACAACCGACAGCAAAAUCCUUAAAGAAUACAUCACCCAGCAGGGUCAUAAAUUAGAAGUCGGGGCGCCUCGACCUCCUGCCACCGUCACCAAUGCCGUGUCCUGGCGAUCGGAGGGCAUCAAGUACAGGAAGAACGAAGUUUUCAUGGACGUCAUUGAGUCAGUUAAUCUGCUGGUGAGUGCAAAUGGCAGCGUCCUGCGGAGUGAGAUAGUCGGCACCAUCAAGCUCAAAGUGGUCCUGUCGGGGAUGCCUGAACUCAGACUGGGCCUCAAUGACAAAGUGCUGUUUGAGAUCACAGGCAGAGAGAAGAGUAAGACGGUGGAGCUGGAGGAUGUGAAGUUUCAUCAGUGUGUCCGUCUGUCACGCUUUGAGAACGACCGCACCAUCUCUUUCAUCCCCCCUGAUGGCGAGAGCGAGCUGAUGUCCUACCGCCUCAACACCACGGUGAAGCCGCUCAUAUGGAUCGAGAGCGUGAUUGAGAAGUACUCUCACAGCCGUGUGGAGAUCAAGGUGAAGGCUAAAAGUCAGUUUAAAAACCGCUCCACCGCCAACAACGUGUCCAUCCUUGUUCCAGUGCCCAGUGACGCAGACUCACCCAAGUUCAAGACGAGCACGGGCAGCACAAAGUGGGUGCCAGAGAAGAAUGUGGUGCAGUGGAACAUCAAGUCUUUCCCUGGUGGGAAGGAGUACAUGAUGCGGGCUCACUUCAGUUUACCCAGUGUGGACGGGGAAGAGUUGGAGGCGAAGAGACCGAUCACUGUGAACUUUGAGAUCCCAUAUUUCACUGUAUCUGGGAUUCAGGUGCGUUACCUGAAGAUCAUAGAGAAGAGCGGUUACCAGGCAUUACCAUGGGUGCGCUACAUCACACAAAGUGGAGAUUACCAGCUCCGGACAAACUAAAGGGCACAGAUGCUGCUAGACGAAUGGAUAUUUUCUCUCUCUCUCUCUGGGUCUAUCUUCCUCUCCUCUCCUCUCCACUCCUCUCCUCUCCUCUCCACUCCUCUCCUCUCCUCUCCUCUCCUCUCAUCUCCUCUCCUCUCCAGCUCUCCGGCUGCAGUGGACAGCAGAGGACAAGUGCAGAAGGACACCUUACUUUUUUUUUUUGUUUUCCAGUCACACAAACAAAAACAAGACAUUUUCCUUUCCUAUAAGACGUUUUCAACUCAGACUGAAGAGACUGUUGCACCACUUGUGACCUGACCUGUGAUUUUUAUUUUUUUUUCCUCUCGAGGCUUCCUCAGGACUCCGACUAAACAUUUUAAUGUGUGAAUUAUUAACUGAUGACUUUGUGACACGGUCUAAUCCUCAUCACUUCUCCUCUGUUACAUAACAUGUCCCUCAAGGUUCAUUUUGAGCCAACACGGGGGGGGGAAGACAUUCAAAGAAAGAACAAAUGACAAACUAAUGACAAAGAAUAGAAUUUGCAGCAUUAUCUUUUGGGUGUAUUUUUUUGUGUGUAGCUUUGCACUGUGUAAACCAGCAGGUUAUGUGCUGCCCAUGUGAGGGCUAAUUGUGAUUAUUUAAGUCUCCAAGGGCGACGAUGUUGCAGAUGUGGGACUAAGUUUCAGCUACACCAAAUAGCCGCUCAUCUGUUAGCAUCUUUUAUCUGUAGUGUCGGGGUCUUACUGCCUCAUCUGUUCUGCUCCUUUACAUCCACUUUUUAUACUUAUACGGCCUCCUUUUACUUAUGCUGUUAAUCUCCACCCCUCUCAAAGGCGCAUGCUUUUUUUUUAUCGGAACCUCUACAUUAUGUUUAUUGCCUUAAAAAAAGAAAAGAAGAAUUGUCUAUGUAUCAUCACCCUCAGCACUGUGAAUUUAAUCCCCAGUGCCCUGAAACCAACACCAGCGACCACAUCAAUGAUUAAUACGGCACAAUGUUGUCAGAGGCGUCUGCAGUGUAACAUAAUACCGUGGACGCUCUCCCACGGGGCCUGAACCUCAUCCUUUUGCUUAAAAUCAGCCUGAAGCUCUGAAGGAACGAGCGCCGUGCAGAUUUUUUUUUUGUCAUAUUUUUAUCAGCUGUUUAUUCUUCACUGCUGAGGCCCCUGUAGGCAGAGUGUGAAGGACAAACCUGGGGAUAGAGGGAGGCUUGUUUUUGGCAUCACAAAGGUAAAACAGCCUAAAGGGAUUUCUCUGCAGAAUCUGGGAAUAUUGACAAAAUGUUGAUCUCUUUCUUUUUUUUUUUUCUCAAUGAUAACGUCAACCUGUCCCGGCCUCUAUAGGUCGUCAGUAAUUCACUCCCUGGUUGUGUUGUGAAUGCACUGCACCACUUCAGCUCAGCGGCACUGCCAACAGCAAAAGAGGAGUCAUGUGUCGGCUUUAUUGGAUCUCCGCUGCUCAAGUGCGAAACCUUCUUUUACAAUCAUUCCUUUAUGACUGGUGUGGGGACAACUUUCAGACACCAUGGGGAUUGUUAAUAAGUGUGUGUGAAAAUGUGUUGUCUUUAAUUUAUCAACUACUGUGUGUCCAUAGGAAGCAAAGGGAUAUAUUUGGAAAUAAAUACUUUUUUGUAUCUUGUUUUUGAA
Labrus bergylta (ballan wrasse) is the source of this 3073-nucleotide messenger RNA. It is a transcript of the gene ap1m3, whose product is annotated as adaptor related protein complex 1 subunit mu 3. NCBI's taxonomy places the organism in Eukaryota, Metazoa, Chordata, Actinopteri, Labriformes, Labridae. Gene Ontology annotation, molecular function: clathrin-cargo adaptor activity. Gene Ontology annotation, biological process: vesicle-mediated transport; intracellular protein transport. Gene Ontology annotation, cellular component: clathrin adaptor complex; clathrin-coated vesicle. The record is from RefSeq and is a predicted model, not a curated record.